AUGAGCUCGUUAUCUAUGCUCGGAAAUGAACAGGCAGAUGCCACAGAGGAGGUCACUUGGGAGGACCAGUCGAGGAUAAAUGCAUUCUCGAAAUACAAUAAACGCCUGGAAGAUAUAGAGGAACUCCUUACUGAUAGAAAGACUGAGCGCGAGCAGCUUGAUGAUCUUUCUAUGGAGUUGGAACUCGCUGAUGAGGAUGCGCCGGUGCUGUACAAGCUUGGAGACGCUUUCGUGAGCAUCUCGCUAGAGAAAGCACAGGAGCAAAUUGAGGCUGAUGGUGAAUCCCUUGACUCAGCGAUUGAGGAGCUCAAGAGUGCGGCAGACGAUUGUGAGAAGAACAUGUCUGAAUUGAAAGUACAUCUCAAGAGCAAGUUCAAAGAUUCUAUCAACCUCGACAGGUGA
Messenger RNA from Wallemia mellicola CBS 633.66, 402 nucleotides. RefSeq names its product Prefoldin, subunit 4. Gene Ontology annotation, biological process: protein folding. The record is from RefSeq and is a predicted model, not a curated record. Bases 1 to 402 code for a protein of 133 amino acids. Gene Ontology annotation, cellular component: prefoldin complex; cytoplasm. The transcript has 6 exons. Lineage: Eukaryota; Fungi; Basidiomycota; Wallemiomycetes; Wallemiales; Wallemiaceae.